AUGUGCCAGGGCGGGAACUUCGCACGCCAUAAUGGCACUGGAGGCAAGUUCAUCUAUGGGGAGAAGUUUAAUGAUGAGAAUUUCAUCUUGAAGCACACGGGUCCUGGCAUCCUGUCCAUGGCCAACGCGAACAGUUCCCAGUUCUUCAUCUGCACUGCCGAGACCGAGCGGUUGGAUGGCAAGCAUGUGGUCUUCGGCAAGGUCAAAGAGAGCAUGAACAUCGUGGAGGCCAUGGAGCGCUUUGGGUCCAGGAACAGCAAGACCAGCAAGAAGAUCACCAUGGCUGACUGUGGGCAGAUCUAA
Messenger RNA from Zalophus californianus (California sea lion), 303 nucleotides. Its product is annotated as peptidyl-prolyl cis-trans isomerase A-like. Gene Ontology annotation, molecular function: peptidyl-prolyl cis-trans isomerase activity. Gene Ontology annotation, biological process: protein peptidyl-prolyl isomerization. The record is from RefSeq and is a predicted model, not a curated record. The coding region runs from base 1 to 303 and encodes 100 amino acids. The transcript has a single exon. Lineage: Eukaryota; Metazoa; Chordata; Mammalia; Carnivora; Otariidae.